Messenger RNA from Hippopotamus amphibius kiboko, 1989 nucleotides. It is a transcript of the gene PEX5L, whose product is annotated as peroxisomal biogenesis factor 5 like. Gene Ontology annotation, molecular function: protein binding. The record is from RefSeq and is a predicted model, not a curated record. Lineage: Eukaryota; Metazoa; Chordata; Mammalia; Artiodactyla; Hippopotamidae. Gene Ontology annotation, biological process: protein import into peroxisome matrix, docking. Gene Ontology annotation, cellular component: peroxisomal membrane; cytosol. The transcript is spliced from 15 exons. Bases 37 to 1989 code for a protein of 650 amino acids.
AAUGAAGCCACUGCCGCUGGUGCAAAGAAUUCUGGGAUGUCUGAGAGUGAAAUGGAUGGAAAGACCCACAUUCCAACUCUACUUAAUGUCCUUUGGUCCAGAAAUCGGGUCAUGCAAAUGAGCUACUUGAAAAGUAAAGAAAAAGGAUAUGGAAAACUAAGCAGUGAUGAAGACCUGGAAAUAGUUGUUGAUCAAAAGCAGGGAAAAGGCUCUAGGGCGGCAGAUAAGGCUGUUGCCAUGGUGAUGAAGGAGAUACCGAGGGAGGAGUCUGCUGAAGAAAAGCCCCUCCUUACUAUGACAUCACAGCUGGUGAAUGAACAGCAAGAAAGCAGACCCCUCCUGAGUCCCUCCAUCGAUGACUUUCUCUGUGAAACCAAAUCGGAGGCAAUAGCAAGGCCAGUAACGUCCAACACAGCCGUAUUGACCACAGGUUUAGAUCUCCUUGACCUGAGUGAACCUGUCUCUCAAACCCAAACCAAAGCCAAGAAGUUGGAGACCUCAUCGAAAACCUCGUCCUUCAAGAAAAAGGCUGAUGGGUCUGACCUCAUCAGUGCAGAUGCUGAGCAGAGAAGCCAGGCUCUCCGAAACUCAGAGAUGGCAUCCUUAGACUUAGACAUUCAAACACAACUGGAAAAAUGGGAUGAUGUAAAGUUUCAUGGAGAUCGAAACAGCAAGGGGCAUCCCAUGGCAGAGAGAAAAUCAAGCUCAUCUAGAACUGGAUCAAAAGAACUUUUAUGGUCCUCAGAGCACAGAUCUCAGCCAGAGCUGAGUGGUGGGAAAAGCGCCCUGAACUCUGAGUCAGCUUCGGAGCUGGAAUUAGUGCCUCCAACACAGGCUCGACUGACCAAAGAACAGCGCUGGGGAAGUGCAUUGCUUUCCAGAAACCACUCCUUAGAAGAGGAAUUUGAAAGGGCAAAAGCAGCAGUAGAGUCAGACACAGAGUUUUGGGAUAAGAUGCAAGCUGAAUGGGAAGAAAUGGCCCGGAGGAACUGGAUAUCAGAGAACCAAGAAGCACAGAACCAGGUUACAAUCUCAGCUAGUGAGAAGGGAUAUUACUUUCACACUGAAAACCCCUUCAAGGACUGGCCUGGAGCGUUUGAAGAAGGCUUAAAAAGGCUGAAGGAAGGGGACCUGCCAGUUACCAUCCUGUUCAUGGAGGCAGCAAUUCUUCAGGACCCUGGAGAUGCAGAGGCAUGGCAGUUCCUCGGGAUAACCCAGGCAGAGAAUGAAAAUGAACAAGCAGCUAUUGUCGCCCUCCAGAGGUGCUUAGAAUUGCAGCCCAACAACUUGAAAGCUUUGAUGGCUUUAGCCGUGAGUUACACUAACACUGGCCAUCAGCAGGAUGCCUGUGAAGCUUUAAAGAACUGGAUUAAGCAAAAUCCAAAGUACAAAUACCUUGUGAAAAGCAAGAAGGGAUCUCCAGGCCUCACCCGGCGGAUGUCUAAGUCUCCUGUUGAUAGCUCUGUUCUGGAAGGAGUGAAGGAAUUAUAUCUGGAGGCUGCCCACCAAAAUGGAGAUAUGAUUGACCCAGACCUGCAGACAGGUCUGGGGGUACUGUUCCACCUGAGUGGAGAAUUUAAUAGAGCAAUAGAUGCAUUUAACGCUGCCUUAACUGUUCGGCCAGAGGACUAUUCAUUAUGGAACCGUCUUGGGGCAACCUUGGCGAACGGAGACCGCAGUGAGGAAGCUGUGGAGGCCUACACUCGAGCACUGGAGAUUCAGCCAGGCUUCAUCCGGUCCAGAUACAACCUGGGGAUAAGCUGCAUCAACCUGGGUGCCUACAGAGAAGCGGUCAGCAAUUUUCUCACUGCCCUCAGUUUGCAAAGAAAGAGCAGGAAUCAACAGCAAGUUCCUCAUCCUGCAAUCUCUGGGAAUAUCUGGGCUGCCCUCAGAAUUGCCCUCUCUCUGAUGGACCAACCGGAACUCUUCCAGGCAGCUAAUCUCGGUGACCUGGAUGUCCUCCUAAGAGCUUUCAACUUGGAUCCUUGA